Messenger RNA from Hemiscyllium ocellatum (epaulette shark), 1699 nucleotides. RefSeq lists its product as uncharacterized. NCBI's taxonomy places the organism in Eukaryota, Metazoa, Chordata, Chondrichthyes, Orectolobiformes, Hemiscylliidae. The transcript has 2 exons. Bases 4 to 1440 code for a protein of 478 amino acids. The record is from RefSeq and is a predicted model, not a curated record.
UCGAUGUGUUCAACUGCUGUCUCUGGAUUGCCACUGCAAAUGGAAAUACAGCAAAGGUCCACCGAGUCUAUCAAAGACCACGUUCUAAAAGAGACAGAAGCUCUUCAGAGUCCGCCUUCACAUCAGGCAGAGUCAGUGCUUCUGUGUUCAGGAGACAUACAGCCUUCAGUCAACAUUGGAAUGGUUCAGUUAUUACACUUACCUGCAGCUCAUUCCCAGAGCUCCUCUGCUCCUUACAGCUGCCAACUGCAAAUUGGAGGACAAAACGAUGUGGGGAUGACUGGUUUAGAGAGUGCACAGCCUAAUGUUCUCCUCCUUCCUUCAGGACUCUCUUCCAUAAUCCUUCAGUGGCCAUUUGCAGGGUGCACUCUUCCUACUUUCUCAAGUGACCACACAAUUCUCAGUGUCCCUCAAGACCCUGCAAUUCCCACUGUCCAUAAUAACCGUGCGAUUACCAGUGUCUCCAGUCACUCCUCAAUUCCUACCAUCUCCAGUGAACCUGUGAUUCCCAGUAUCUCCAGUGAAUUCUCAAUUUCUACCAUCUCCAGUGAGCCUGUACAUCCCAGUGUCUCUAGUGAAUCCUCAAUUCCUACCAUCUCCAGUGAACCUGUGAUUCCCAGUAUUUCCAGUGAAUCCUCAAUUCCUACCAUCUCCAGUGAACCAGUGAUUACCAGUAUUUCCAGUGAAUCCUCAAUUCCUACCAUCUCCAGUGAACCUGUGAUUCCCAGUAUCUCCAGCGACUCCUCAAUUCCUACCAUCUCCAGUGAACCAGUGAUUCCCAGUAUUUCCAGUGAAUCCUCAAUUCCUACCAUCUCCAGUGAACCUGUGAUUCCCAGUGUCUCCAGUGAUUCCUCAAUUCCUACCAUCUCCAGUGAACCUGCCAUUUCCAGUGUCUCCAGUAACCCUAUAGCUUCUGCUGACUCCACAGGAGACAUGCAGGAGCUACUUGUGUCUGCAUCUGGGUGUGGUGUUGUUGAAGGCCAGGCUUGUCAGUUUAGAGAGACACUUGCUGUGCAGAACGUGGGUUGCACCAAUCUUACUCUGGCCAGGCUGGGAAACACUGCCCAAGACAGCACUGAAUCUCCCGUCAGAGUUCUUGCUUCGGAUCGAAAAUAUUCGGAAUCCAUGGAGCUCAACGAGCAGAAGCUCUCUCAACAAAAAGGUCUCCCAACUCCUUCCCACAGGAAGUCUAAUGCCCUGCCCUCAAUUAUUAGUGGGUCACUCAACUCUGAAAGUGGACCCUGCUUAGGGCAAAGGAAGUUCCAGGGGAUUGAUGGGAAGCAGUGCGAGGGAAUUGGUAGAUCCCAGGACCUUCCCACUGCUGCACUUUCACACAACCAGAGAAGAGGCAAAUCCCUGGAAAGGACAAACAUUCGGCAUCAAAUGGAGAAUGAGGAGAGCAGCAGCGAUGAAGACAGACUCGUCAUUGAGACUGAAUAGACAUGAGGGCUGCUCAGGAUGUAUAUCGACAUUCAUGCUUGAUAUUAACAGGUUCUGUAAAGAUUGGUAGCUUGUAACUAACGGAAUAUUUGCCAGGCUGACUGUACCUCUGAAACUAAUGUAUUAUUGAACUAUUGCAUGUGAUCAUUUCACGUCGCAUCUUGUUGAGUGAGACUUUGUUUGUGUAGGUGGAGUGAAGGGAAUGUCAGUUUUUUCACACUUGUUGCUAGUGAUGCAAUAAAGAGUCGAUGUUUCUCCA